GCACUUCCCGCUUCCACAGAGCUACAAAAGUUCUGCCUUCAGGAUGUGGGUCAUCACAGUCAUUUCUACAGUGUGCCUCCUGGUCAGCCCAGCCCUGGCUGGGAUCAAAGACCUUGCCUCUCACUUCAUAGAGCCUACUUCUAACCCCAACCCCAGAGGCUUUGGCCAGGGAGGGGCAGUGGAUAUGGAUGCUAUCCCCUUGGACUUCCAUAAAGAGAAUACUGUCACUAAUGACCUGCCUUUUGAUGGGUUUGAGGACGAAGAUUACAUUGAUUUUGAUAGGAUCCUGGCAGAGGGCAGUGAUGACUACAUUGAAGGGGAUGAGAUAGACGAGAUCGCCACGCCAGCCCCAGACAUCGACAUCUUUGCCGAGCCCUCUGACCCAAAGAUCCGCCGUGCCAGACUCCUACGGCUGUUCCACGGUAGAUCACGCCUUCAACGACUCAAUAUUGUCAAUGCCCGCUUUGGCUUUAACCUCUACCGGAGUCUUCGUAACAGUGUCAACCAGACGGACAACAUCCUGCUUGCACCUGCCGGUAUCUCCAUUGCUAUGGGGAUGAUGUCUUUAGGGGCAGGACCUAGAACCCAUGAGCAGCUCUACAAAGCUCUGGGAUUUGCUGAAUUUGUCAACGCUAGCCAUCACUAUGACAACUCAACAGUGCACAAGCUCUUCAGGAAGCUGACCCACAGGCUCUUCCGGAGGAAUUUUGGUUAUACACUGCGCUCAGUAAACGAUCUCUAUGCAAAGAAGGAGGUCUUGGUGAAAGAUUCUUUCCGUACAGACACAAAGGCUUACUACUUUGCAGAGCCGCAGUCAGUGGACUUCAGCGACCCUGCCUUUCUGGACAAGGCCAACCGGCGUAUCCUCAAGCUGACCAAAGGACUCAUCAGGGAACCUCUAAAAAGUGUAGACCCAAAUAUGGUGCUAAUGCUACUCAACUACCUGUACUUCAAAGGCACAUGGGAGCAGAAAUUCCCCAAAGAAAUGACUUACUAUCGGAACUUCCGAGUGAAUGAGAAGACAAAUGUUCGUGUGCCGAUGAUGAGCAACAAAGGGAACUACCUUGCUGCUACUGACCAUGACCUGGAGUGUGACAUCCUACAGCUCCCAUACACUGGAAAUAUCAGCAUGCUGAUUGCCCUGCCUCGGAAGAUCUCUGGUAUGAGGACCCUGGAGCAAGAGAUCUCCCCUACUGUGGUCAACAAGUGGCUCAAGAACAUGACAAACAGGACUCGUGAGGUGGUGUUCCCCAAAUUUAAACUGGAGCAGAACUAUGACCUGAUCGAGAAUAUGAAGGAGAUGGGCCUCACUGACUUGUUUCAUGAGAACGGAGACUUCAGUGGGAUAACCUCAGAUAAGAUUGUCAUGAACUGGCUGAAGCACCAGGGAACUAUCACAGUGAACGAGGAGGGGACAGAGGCUGCAGCUCUGACCCAGGUGGGCUUCAUGCCCCUCUCCUCUCAGAUCCGCUUCGUUGUGGACCAUCCCUUCCUUUUUCUCAUCUACGAGCACCGCACAGACUGCCUCGUCUUCAUGGGCCGGGUGGCCAAUCCUUCACAGAGCUAA
This is a messenger RNA of Myripristis murdjan (pinecone soldierfish), 1567 nucleotides long. RefSeq names its product serpin peptidase inhibitor, clade D (heparin cofactor), member 1 (gene serpind1). The coding region runs from base 44 to 1567 and encodes 507 amino acids. Gene Ontology annotation, molecular function: serine-type endopeptidase inhibitor activity. Gene Ontology annotation, biological process: negative regulation of endopeptidase activity; blood coagulation. The transcript is spliced from 7 exons. Lineage: Eukaryota; Metazoa; Chordata; Actinopteri; Holocentriformes; Holocentridae. The record is from RefSeq and is a predicted model, not a curated record.